CGCCGAGCUGCGGGGCGGGGAACCGGGAGGGAUCGGCAGGCGCCGCCGAGGCCGCGCUCGUGUCCGUACGGCGUUACGCAGGUUUUAUUUCUCUCUCUGUCCGCCGCUGCCGGGCCAUGUACCGGCAGAGCUUCCGACCCCCGACGCCUCCGUAUGCGGGCGGCGGGUUCCGCAGCCCUCCCUCCGCUGCCUCGCACCCGCAGCAGCACAAGCGCUCGCCCGGGGGCUACCAGAGGCACUACCAGGGAUCACCCAGGACAUCUACUCCAUUUGGUACAGCGCAUGGCAGAGAGAAAAGAGAGUCUAAUGAUGUGGAAAACUAUUACAGACCUUCAAUGCUUGAGGACCCAUGGGCUGGCCUAGAGCCAGUUUCUGUUACAGACAUAAACCAACAGUACAGCAGUGAGCAAACAACAUAUACUGGUAAAAAAGGGAGGUAUUUCAGUUAACACUUUUAAAGGCCAAAUAACUCCAUCCUGCCAGGAAAACUCUGGGACAAAAUCUUUUUAUUUACACAAGAUGAACAGUAGUAAAGAUAUUGGUUAAUGCUUUUAUUUUAUCACAUUGACCCUUUUAUCCAAUUUUUUUUAAUUCCAUUGGAAAUUUUUAUGUAUGGGGAGGGGAAAGAAGUGGUAGGAUAACUUACCUUUCUGGCUACGUGGAAGUGCCUACCAGCUUUGAAGAACAAAGUGUUCUUUAAUCACCAGCGAUGAUUUGUGACUGUUAAAACAGAUUUCCGUGUGUUUAUCUCUUCCAUGCCAGAUUGUUAGCCUUUUAUUGUAAACUCCUUUAAAUAAUGGUAUUUUUUUAUGUUUCAACAUUUUUAGAAUGAAGUAACUUGGAAAUAAAAUUAAAAUUUUGUAAAUCCUUGUUUUGUAAUGUAUAAAGAUUAUUUUAGGACUUCUGUUAAGGGGUACUGAUUAACAGAAGUAGCACCACUUAUAUUAGGUGACUUUGUAAAUGUGCUUGUAUGCUGUAGUUAACAUCUGAUCUUGUGCAUAGUUUUUUUUGUUAACUGUAGUGCAGUGUGAAACUGAAACGUGACUUCAGCCAUCUCAGGAAAUAGACGUGUUGUCUUACAAAUGUUUAAUUUGUUGAACCAGAUCUUGAAUGCUAAACAUUAUUCUGUAAUACUUACUUCUGUGUUUCGGAGCACAAAAAAAAAAAAGCAUUUGAAAGAAGAUUACAUGUUUCUGGAUUAUAAGCAAUUCUGUGGCAAUUUUAGACUAAUCAACACAAAAUAUGAGAAUUAAUUAAAUGCAAAUGUACUGCCUGGAUUUACCUUUAGAUUAGCAUAGAAUGAAUGGAACUUUGUUGUACAGUUGACAUUAGUACAUUAACAGCAUCUUUUUGAUCUGGGUUUUUUAAUUUUUACCUACAGCUGGCAUCUUUGUCUAGAGAAUUCUUGUUUUCAGUGUGUGCAUGCUAUAUUUUUAUCUUGAAGAGGAAAACAACAAGGUUUCUUUUUUUU
Messenger RNA from Meleagris gallopavo (turkey), 1471 nucleotides. The record is from RefSeq and is a predicted model, not a curated record. Lineage: Eukaryota; Metazoa; Chordata; Aves; Galliformes; Phasianidae.